This is a messenger RNA of Ustilaginoidea virens, 927 nucleotides long. RefSeq lists its product as uncharacterized. Gene Ontology annotation, molecular function: 3-oxo-5-alpha-steroid 4-dehydrogenase activity. Gene Ontology annotation, cellular component: endoplasmic reticulum. Gene Ontology annotation, biological process: polyprenol catabolic process; dolichol-linked oligosaccharide biosynthetic process. The transcript is spliced from 2 exons. The record is from RefSeq and is a predicted model, not a curated record. NCBI's taxonomy places the organism in Eukaryota, Fungi, Ascomycota, Sordariomycetes, Hypocreales, Clavicipitaceae. The coding region runs from base 1 to 927 and encodes 308 amino acids.
AUGCGCCGGCUCGAGCAUGCCCUGGCCGAGACGGCCCCGUCAGCCCUCUGCCGGACCGCGUUCCUCGUCGCCGCCGCGAGCGUCCUCUCGCUGAGCCUCCUGCCGCGCCAUGUGCGCGGCCUGCUGAUGGACUACGGGCCCCGGCGACGCGGCGCGGACCCGCGGUCGUCGCCAGCGAGGUCCGCGGUGGACGCCGUCGCCUCGUGCGGCCAGGUGCCGCAUUCGUGGUUCUGGCACUUUUACCUCGGGUCCGUCGGCCUCUCCGCCCUCUGGGCCUGGCAGUACGCGUCGCGCGGACGCGUCAUGGCGCUGGUGGCCGAGGCCCAGGCGCGGAGGUCGUCGGGGCAGCCGUCCGUGGAGCUGGGCCGGGUCUGCCUGGCGUGGCUGAUGAUGGCGGCGCAGGGCUCGAGGCGGCUGCUCGAGUGCCUCGUCGUCAUCAAGCCGGGCAAGACGCCCAUGUGGAUUGUGCACUGGGCGGUCGGCCUGGCCUUUUACGCCGCCAUGAGCGUGUCGGUGUGGAUCGAGGGAUCUGAGGCCAUCGUCGAGUCUUGGCGGCAUUUCCCCGAUCCCGUCUCCCCGCUGACGCCGCGGGUUUCUCUGGCACUGGCCGUCUUUGCAGCCGCGUGGUUCAAGCAGAACCAGUGCCACAGAUACUUGGCGAGCCUGCAAAAGUACACGCUUCCCAGCAAGGGCAUGUUUCGGUACCUUGUUUGCCCGCAUUAUACCUGCGAGUGUGUCCUCUACCUGGCCAUUUCCUGCGCGGCCGCCCCGCCAGGUCAACUCUUCAACCGCACGAUAUUGUGUGGCGUGUCCUUUGUCGCCGUCAACCUGGGGGUCACGGCAGCAGGCACCAAGCAAUGGUACGCGGGCAAGUUUGGGGCGAGCAAGGUGGCCAGCAGGUGGCGAAUGAUCCCGGGCGUCUUCUGA